GGGCCCUGGGGUGGGCACUCCAGUGACAGAGCAGAAGUUCUGGGAACUGACAUUGAAGCCCAAGCCUAGGCCUGGGCUGGAUGCCUGCUGGGAUGGUGCCCCAGAGCACCUGGCUUUUGCUGUCUCUCUUGGCAGGCAGGACAGCAGUUUUGCAGUCUCCUAAUGGGCUAUUUUUGUCUUUCCUUAGACACGGGUCCCCUGUGGAGAGAUACUGUAGGGUCUUGGGAUGGUCGCUUCAGGGAGCUGAUGGCUUAGACCUCCAAGGCAGGCUGGCCACGCUCCAGCUCCAUGGAAACUGCAUGAGCAGUGCAGUAGGAAACCAGGAACCCAGCAAAUGUGCAGCUUAGUUCCCAGGAACCAUACAGGCGCUAGACCAUCCUGGACCCUGACUUUGUUGCACCUGGGGCUCCGAAAAUAAUCUGGAAUUAAAACAAUCUGGGUUAUGUUUUUGCUCUUCCUUGGUAAGGGUGCUUUGGGAGUGGCUGUCCCCUUUACUUUGUGCUAUGUCGGAGGGGCCUGGCCCUGCUGGCAGCUUCACAGGACGCUUCCCUACUCACCUCCCCACAUAACCCCUUGCCAUGGGCCUCCCAGGCUGCCCUCCUGCUUAGUCCACCUUUUUUGGGGUUGCUUCUCUGGUUCUUUUCUGGGUUCUGUCUCCAGGGGCUUGGAAUGCAGGAAUGCAUGCCUCCUGGGAUGAGUGGGGAAAUGCCUGGGGCCACCUUGCUGGAAGCAGAGGCUGGAGAUAUUCAGUACUUAUUCUUGAACCCUGUUGCCAUGCCAGACUGUGAGAAUGCAUCCCUUCUGCUUCUGUUCUCUGCCUGCCUCAGCAUCCCGAGGAGCCAAACAACUGGCUGGCAGGGGUAUAGAUAGGGCUAAGCCUACUUGGGUGGAGCCUUCUUAGGGGUCAGUGUCUUGGCCUCACUCUCCCACCCCCUAGGGCUGGGCAGUGUUGGCAUGGUGGCGCAAUGUUCCAUGUGCUACCGGGGAGAUAAGCCACUGUUUUCUUACUGCGUGAAGUCCCAGUGGAAUUGGGGCCCUGAGGAUUCUGCUAGUUGAGAUCUAAAGGCUAGACGUUUUCCAGGGCUGCAGCUGUGGCCAAGGCUUCUCUGGACCGACUUGGACCCUCACAUGUGCUCUCUGAGAGGUGUUCUCACUCUCCCCUCCAGUAUAUCUCUGCUUCAGGGCUGCCUGGCAAAGUCUAAGUCCUGCUCAGAUUUCAUACUGCCUUUGGUGCCAGCAUCUGGAGUGACUUAGGGAUGAUCCUGGGGGAGCUGAAGGGAGCUGUUGGAGCUGAUGGGAGCAGCUGUGCCUGGGAGGGUCAGAGCCCUUGAGGCUGCGCCAUGCUUUUCUCAGGCUUGGCUUUUUCCCCACGGAGCCAUUCCUUCCACCUGGACCUUGCCCUUUACCUCAAGUGCCUCUCCUUUGGGGAUCUCAGCCUCCUUUUUUCCUGCUUUCCUGGGUUCCCUCUUUGAACUCAUACGUUUUGCUUCAAGAAGAGAGUAUGGUAGAGCAUGGGCAAGGUUCAGGCUCUCAAGAUAUCAGCAGGACCCUGGGCCCAGGAAACACUGCCGAGCCCUGAGCUCUCCCUCCUGCCCAGCCCCCCAGUCAGGGAGGGGGGCAGUCUUGCAGGACCAAAUCAUGCCCUCUGUUCUGGGCUCUGGCACGAUCCAGAGUGGCCAGCAUCUGCUCAGUCCUGUGCUGUCCUGCAGGCACUGCACCAGCUCUACUACGACCCCAACAUUGAGAACAAGAACCUGGCUCAGAAGUGGCUGAUGCAGGCCCAGGUCUCCCCACAGGCCUGGCACUUCAGCUGGCAGCUACUGCAGCCCGACAAGGUGCCUGAGAUCCAGUACUUUGGGGCCAGUGCCCUGCACAUCAAAAUCUCUCGCUACUGGAGUGACAUCCCCACUGACCAGUACGAAAGCCUAAAGGCACAGCUCUUCACCCAGAUCACCCACUUUGCCAGUGGCUCCAAGAUUGUGCUGACUCGUCUCUGUGUGGCACUGGCCUCGCUGGCUCUCAGCAUGAUGCCUGACGCUUGGCCAUGUGCUGUGGCAGAUAUGGUACGGCUCUUCCAGGCUGAGGACUCACCAGUGGAUGGCCAGGGCCGCUGCCUGGCCCUGCUAGAGCUGCUGACAGUGCUGCCCGAGGAGUUCCAGACCAGUCGCCUGCCCCAAUACCGCAAAGGGCUGGUGCGGGCCAGCCUGGCGGUGGAGUGUGGGGCUGUCUUUCCAUUACUGGAGCAGCUGUUACAGCAACCCAGCUCACCCAGCUGUGUGCGUCAGAAGGUGCUCAAGUGCUUCUCCAGCUGGGUGCAGCUGGAGGUGCCGCUGAAGGACUGUGAGGCACUCAUUCAGGCUGCCUUCGCUGCCCUCCAGGACUCAGAGCUCUUCGACAGCAGCGUGGAGGCCAUUGUCAAUGCCAUCUCACAGCCUGAUGCCCAGAGGUACGUGAACACACUCCUGAAACUCAUCCCGCUGGUGCUGGGACUGCAGGAACAACUGCGACAGGCAGUGCAAAAUGGGGACAUGGAGACCUCCCAUGGCAUCUGUCGCAUUGCUGUGGCCCUGGGCGAGAACCACUCCCGGGCCUUGCUGGACCAAGUGGAGCACUGGCAGAGCUUCCUGGCACUUGUCAACAUGAUCAUGUUCUGCACAGGCAUCCCUGGCCACUAUCCUGUCAAUGAGACCACCAGCUCCCUGACUCUCACUUUCUGGUACACGCUGCAGGAUGACAUUUUGUCCUUUGAGGCAGAGAAGCAGGCCGUGUACCAGCAAGUAUACCGGCCAGUCUACUUCCAGCUGGUGGAUGUGCUUCUGCACAAAGCCCAGUUCCCUUCCGACGAGGAGUAUGGAUUCUGGUCCUCAGACGAGAAGGAGCAGUUCCGAAUUUACAGGGUGGACAUCUCAGACACGCUUAUGUAUGUCUAUGAGAUGCUGGGGGCUGAGCUGCUCAGCAACCUCUAUGACAAGCUAGGCCGUCUGCUCACCAGUUCAGAGGAGCCCUACUCCUGGCAGCACACAGAGGCCCUGCUCUACGGCUUCCAAUCCAUCGCGGAGACCAUCGAUGUCAAUUAUUCUGAUGUGGUGCCUGGGCUCAUUGGCCUUAUCCCACGGAUCAGUAUCAGCAAUGUGCAGCUGGCGGAUACUGUCAUGUUCACCAUCGGAGCUCUGUCUGAGUGGCUGGCUGACCACCCCGUCAUGAUCAAUAGUGUUCUGCCCCUGGUACUGCAUGCCCUAGGCAAUCCCGAGCUUUCUGUCUCCUCUGUGUCCACCCUCAAGAAGAUCUGCCGGGAGUGCAAGUAUGACCUGCCGCCCUAUGCUGCCAACAUUGUAGCCGUCUCCCAGGAUGUACUGAUGAAACAGAUCCACAAGACAAGCCAAUGCAUGUGGCUGAUGCAGGCAUUGGGCUUCCUGCUGUCAGCCCUGCAGGUGGAGGAGAUCCUUAAGAACCUGCACUCACUGAUCUCGCCCUACAUCCAGCAGUUGGAGAAGCUGGCAGAGGAGAUACCCAAUCCCUCCAACAAGUUGGCCAUUGUCCACAUCUUGGGGCUUCUCUCCAACCUCUUCACCACGCUGGACGUCAGUCACCAUGAGGAUGAGCAUGAAGGCCCUGAGCUCCGGAAGCUGCCAGUGCCACAGGGACCCAACCCCGUGGUAGUGGUACUGCAGCAGGUCUUCCAGCUCAUCCAGAAGGUGCUGAGCAAGUGGCUGAAUGAUGCUCAGGUGGUAGAGGCGGUGUGUGCCAUCUUCGAGAAGUCUGUCAAGACACUGCUGGAUGACUUUGCCCCCAUGGUGCCACAACUGUGUGAGAUGCUGGGUCGGAUGUACAGCACCAUCCCCCAGGCCUCUGCUCUUGACCUAACUCGACAGCUGGUCCACAUCUUUGCUCAUGAGCCUGCCCACUUUCCACCAAUCGAGGCCCUCUUCCUGCUCGUCACCUCCGUCACACUCACUCUCUUCCAACAAGGGCCCAGGGAUCAUCCUGAUAUUGUUGAUUCAUUUAUGCAACUCCUGGCACAGGCUCUGAAGCGGAAGCCAGAUUUGUUCCUGUGUGAACGAUUGGAUGUCAAAGCUGUGUUCCAGUGUGCUGUGCUCGCCCUCAAGUUCCCUGAGGCGCCUACAGUCAAGGCCUCCUGUGGCUUCUUUACAGAGCUGCUGCCUCGGUGUGGGGAAGUUGAACCUGUGGGAAAGGUGGUGCAGGAGGAUGGCCGUAUGCUGCUUAUAGCAGUGCUGGAGGCCAUUGGGGGCCAGGCCUCCCGCAGCCUCAUGGACUGCUUUGCCGACAUCCUGUUCGCCCUGAACAAACACUGCUUCAGCCUCCUGAGCAUGUGGAUUAAGGAGGCACUGCAACCACCUGGUUUUCCCUCUGCCCGCCUCAGCCCUGAACAGAAGGACACCUUCAGCCAGCAGAUCCUGCGUGAGCGAGUGAACAAGAGGCGGGUGAAGGAGAUGGUGAAGGAGUUCACACUGCUGUGCCGGGGGCUACAUGGCACAGACUACACAGCUGACUACUGAGGGGUACACCCCGCCCACCCACACCUUCUUGCCCACCUCUAUCCCCAAAGAGUAAACCUGGAUCCUCA
Loxodonta africana (African savanna elephant) is the source of this 4585-nucleotide messenger RNA. RefSeq names its product importin 13 (gene IPO13). The record is from RefSeq and is a predicted model, not a curated record. The transcript is spliced from 19 exons. Gene Ontology annotation, cellular component: cytoplasm. Bases 1512 to 4517 code for a protein of 1001 amino acids. NCBI's taxonomy places the organism in Eukaryota, Metazoa, Chordata, Mammalia, Proboscidea, Elephantidae. Gene Ontology annotation, molecular function: small GTPase binding. Gene Ontology annotation, biological process: protein import into nucleus.